Penicillium griseofulvum is the source of this 2226-nucleotide messenger RNA. Its product is annotated as Transcription factor. Gene Ontology annotation, molecular function: DNA-binding transcription factor activity, RNA polymerase II-specific; DNA binding; zinc ion binding. Lineage: Eukaryota; Fungi; Ascomycota; Eurotiomycetes; Eurotiales; Aspergillaceae. Gene Ontology annotation, biological process: DNA-templated transcription; regulation of DNA-templated transcription. The record is from RefSeq and is a predicted model, not a curated record. The coding region runs from base 1 to 2226 and encodes 741 amino acids. The transcript has a single exon.
AUGGUACGACAUCAGAAAAUCGUUUGCUCGACUUGUAGGAGGCGGAAAAGCAAAUACGAUGGGGCUACCCCAAGCUGCUCCGCUUGUGUCACCAGUGCUUCGCCUUGUCACUAUGAUAAAUCGCCUUCACUGGCCUACGUGCGCUCGUUGCAGUCGCGCAUUCGUGAACUGGAGCGCAAAGUUACCGCCCAGGCAAACUCUCCAUCCAGCCCGUCCUUCGCAGGUUCGACUUUCAGCAACCAGGGCGGUGACUCUAUAAGUCUGGAUGCGCUGGGGGAUGUUGGCUAUCACAACCAAACAUCUGCUAUACAUGAAGAUCUGCCACCGAAGAGUACUCAGCCAUUGCAUGUUGCGUCUCUAUUGUCGUCAUCGACAGACAAUCGCCGAGCAGCAGAUAUCAGACAAGAACUAGUAGCCAAUGCUGCUACCCAGAAGGACUUGGAGAUCAUGAACUUGGAUGCAUCGCAGUCAUUGUCAAAUUUAUCCAAUGAUCUUGCAGGUACUUUGCUACAGUUACACUGGUGUUGGUUGCAUCCGAGUUUUCUUUUUGUCUACCGCCCCGCUUUCACGAGGGAUAUGCCUCUACUUGCCCGUGGGGAUCGAUCUGCUACACAUUGCUCGCCAACCCUCAUGAAGGUGCUAUAUGCCCACAGUUGUCGGUUUGUACGGUCACCAGAUAUAGUGUGGAGCCAGAAUAGCCACAGCAAGUCGUUCCAAGAGCUUUCGGACCGUCUGAUGGCAGAGGCAAAGGCCUUGCUGGCCAUGGAAACUUUGAACCCUCCUGCCAUUCCCACAAUACAAGCAUUACUUCAACAGUCAGCUCAAGAUGUUGCGUGUGGUCGGUCUUCCUCUGCGUGGCUAUACUCCGGUAUGGCAUUCCGUAUGGCCAUUGACCUUGGGCUACACGUUUCUCCCGACAAACUCCAACAAUUUUCCACCUCACUUUCAGCCGAGGACAUUGAGAUACGAAAACGCCUCUUUUGGAGCUUAUACUCCUGGGACAAACACAUCAGCUUGUACCUAGGGAGAAUGCCGAAUUUUGUGAUGGGCGCUGAAAAUGUAUCGUUGCAGUUUCUAGACGACUUUACUGACCACGAUCCGUGGAUACCAUUUUAUGGACCUGACCCAAAGGCUGCAGAGCUUCCUCCAUAUCCUCCAACACCAGGCCAUGUCAUGUCUUGCUUCACAGAGCUAUGCAAACUUUGCAAGAUCCUGACACGGGUCAUGCUAGAACUCUAUAGUUCGCAGUCUGCCAGCCAUUCGGACAGUUCCUCGGAUCCCCGAAUGGCUGUGUUUAUGGAGAUCAAAAAGGAGCUCCAGGAUUGGCACUCCUCCUUACCAUCAUUCCUACAUAUACCACGCAAUGAUAUGCCCCAAUUAAGUCCACCGCCACAUAUCACGUCGCUCAAUUUGAUGUACCACAAUGCCCUGAUUCUUCUUCAUCGGCCGCAUGUUGCGGGCGGGGAUGUACCUUACUCUCCUGCAAUCCGAGAGAGUUGGAAGAUAUGUCGAGGUGCAACAACCGCGAUAUAUGAUCUUCUCAAAAUGUAUAUUCAUACCUUUGGAUAUCAUCAUAUCACAUACAUGAACAGUUACUGCACUUAUAUGGCUGCUACAACUGCCGUAUAUCAACUAGAGACACCGGAGGAAGGACCACAGUCUUCACAAUCACACCAGGCAGCUUGGACAGAGUUGAAGUUUCUGCUUGAUGUCCUUCAGCGUACCGCCGCAGCUAUGCCUGGUCUGGAUCGAAGUAUUGAGAUAAUUCAUGCGCGGAUCAAAAGGAUUCUCGACCGCCAGGUCUCCAGUCAACUCGAUUCGCUGUUUCCAGGCAGAAAGUCAAAGGGCCCUGACCAUACACGCCCUACAAACAAUAUACCCCAAACUACAGAACGCGACAGGGUCUCAAGUAAUAUGGCCACGGACUGCCCUGUUUACGAAUGGGGAAAUAAUAUGAGUACGGUCACAGACGAGGAUCUCUGGCUUCCAGCAUUCCCAGCCCAAGAUGUUUCUUACGGCCCGGAAGUGAUGCUGGACGUACAGGACGCUUGGAGUCCUCAGACGCGGUCGGCUCUCAUGGGCUCAAAUCUUGAUCCUCAACUGCGACUGAAUCUUUCAGUAUUUGGUGAACAUGCGAUGAGCCACAAUCCUUUUCCCAAUGCUUUGCUUGGCCAACUGCCAGACGCUUCAGCGGGAGACGUCGAUACCACAUAUCCAGCUAUUUAA